ACAUUUUCCUAUAAAUUACCUUUCAUAUUUGUUCAUCCAGAUCAAAUCUCCAGUUUUCAGGAGCCUCCUACAAUUCAUCCUAUUUUCUUUCUUAGUUUUCCGAUGGCCAUUCCUCUGUUUACAAGGAUUCAUGAGAGCAAGGCACCGUAUGUUUUCGGGUUGCUCGGUCUUUUCUUCUUGGUCCAAACUGGUAAUGCAUUUGAGUUCAUAGUUGGAGGCGCUAAUGGAUGGGCUCCCUCUGCUUCUGAUGCACUCAAUCAGUGGGCAGAAUCUCAACGCUUUCAAAUUGGCGACUCUCUUGUGUUUAAUUAUGCAGCUGACCAAGAUUCAGUGCUUUACGUAACAAAAGAUGACUACACAAACUGCAAUACAGCAUAUCCUAUUAAUAAAUUUACGGAUGGCCACACCGUUUACAAGUUCAAUCAAUCUGGACCUCAUUACUUCAUUAGUGGCAACGAAGAGCACUGCAAAAAGAAUGAGAAGUUGGUGGUCAUUGUGUUGGCUGAUAGAGGCAGUAAAUAUGGCAACUCUCCGCCUCCUCUCGAGUCCAAUCCAUCUCCACCACCAUACAGCUACUCCCCGCCGCCUGUAGAGUCCAUUCCUCCACCGACAUAUAGCAACUCCCCACCGCCUGUAGAGUCCAAUUCAUCACCUCCACCAACAGGUGAACAGAAUCCAGAUACACCUUCAGAUACAAAUCCACCUUCUCCACAUAAAAAUGGUGCUGCAGCUUUACCAUCCAUCACCAGUUUCCUAUGCUCUACCGGGGCUUUACUUGGUUCAUCCCUCGUAUUAGUUUUCUAACUUGUGACUUGCGAGCCAGAUUUGAAAGUGUUGUUUGUUUGUUUGUUCUUUCCUUGUAAAUGGUUAUGGCAAGUAUUUUUCUAAACCCUGAGUUUGUUUUAACGGCAUUCCAAUGUAGAGUCCUGCCGUCAUUAUUGGUUUGAUUCAUGUUUGACAAUAAUAUAAAGACAGCACAUGUUUGAAUAAUAUAGACAGUAAGCUUCA
This is a messenger RNA of Daucus carota subsp. sativus, 1008 nucleotides long. RefSeq names its product early nodulin-like protein 9. The coding region runs from base 103 to 804 and encodes 233 amino acids. The transcript is spliced from 2 exons. Gene Ontology annotation, molecular function: electron transfer activity. Gene Ontology annotation, cellular component: plasma membrane. The record is from RefSeq and is a predicted model, not a curated record. Lineage: Eukaryota; Viridiplantae; Streptophyta; Magnoliopsida; Apiales; Apiaceae.